Molecule: messenger RNA, 826 nt
Organism: Lactuca virosa
Lineage: Eukaryota; Viridiplantae; Streptophyta; Magnoliopsida; Asterales; Asteraceae
Source: the annotation of a GenBank genome assembly
AUGCCGCCAUCAAACCAAUUCUCAUCCGGUUUAUCUCUUCACACACAAGCAGCGCACCACCACCUGUCUCCACCAAAGAUAUUGAAGGAGGGUGAAACAAUUCGAAUCACUGUAAAAAACAAACCUGCAAGUGGAGCUGGGAUGCUUUCAUCUGCAGGAUUAUCUGAAAAGAUUAAGCCACUCAACCUUGCUCCUCCACCCGAGAAGGUUAAGUCUAAGCCUCUAGGCCUUGCUCCUCCACCAGUUGCUUCCGGGAAAAUUAGGUCUCCUAUCCCACCUGCACCCAAUGAUCCUGCUGCUGUUCGGAUGACUUCUACAACUCAUCAUAUUGCUGCAAGGAAUUCUACAAAUGCUUUCACAUAUUUCUCUCAGCUCGAGGGCAGUGAUCAAGAUAAGUUGAAGCAGAUGGUGAGUGAAGAGGAUCGAAAUUCUACCAAGAGAGAAGGAGAUGUUGAUGCUGAGUCAGACAAAAGGGAUUUAAAGAAACUAAAGAUGAGGAAAGUGUCAAAGAGAAAAAGAAUGCAACAAAUGAAAAGAUUGUUGCAGACAGAAUCAAUCGAAGGAUUUUCACAACUCAAGAGCAAUGAUCAAGAAAAACUAAAGAAACUUAUGACAGAAAGGGAUCAAUCUUCUAAGAAGACAUCUGAUAAAAUUGAUGAAGACAUUGGAUUGAAGAUAGACUUUUCAGCUAAUGAUGUCAAGGACAAUUACAAGGUAAGAUCAAUCAACAAUUUUUGCUCAAUUUUAUACUAAAAUGUUAAAUUUAUAGUCAACUUCUAUUACUUUUAUGCAUCUGUAAAGGAUGCUAUGCUAUUACAGAAAAGGU